AUGUCUAUUCGAAGUGUGCAUUCGCGACGUGAAGUUGACCCAUCGAUUAUCCUCCCAAUUCAAUACCGUACCGUAUCGUAUCAAAUCGAGGAAUCUAAACAGCAAGAUGUCGAGGCGCUAUCGAAGGCGAAAGACACGGCUACCAAGGAGCUAUCUUCACUUGAAUGGCACACAAUUUCAACUGACGAGGCUCUUCGUCGUCUCAGCGCAUCGAUGGCCGAAGGGCUCUCAAACGAACAGGUUACACGAAGACUGAAGGAGUACGGCCGAAAUGCUCCGUCGCCACCAAAGUCCGAUACAAUUCAAAAAUUCUUUGGGUAUUUCUUCAAGGGAUUUGGCCCCGUACUCCUAGUCGGAGCUAUUCUAGUUUUCGUCGCAUGGAAACCACUUGGCCAGCCGCCAUCUCUGGCUAAUCUGGCCCUAGGUAUUGUCCUUGUUGCAGUGUUCUUCAUCCAAGCUGCGUUCAAUAUGUUCCAAGACUGGAGUUCCUCACGAGUGAUGAGUUCUAUUAAAAGCAUGCUUCCCGAAGAUUCCAUGGUCCUCCGAGAUGGUGUACAGGCUUCUCUUGAUGCACAGGAUCUCGUCCCGGGAGAUAUCGUACUCAUCAAAGCAGGCAAUAAACUACCGGCUGACAUGCGCUUCCUACAAGUCUCUAGCGAUGCCAAGUUCGACAGAUCUAUCCUAACUGGAGAGUCCUUACCCCUUGCGGCGACGGUGAACUCAACUGAUGACAACUACCUCGAAACCCGUUGCAUUGGCUUGCAAGGUACUCACUGCGUCUCUGGAUCCUGUGUGGGGUUGGUUGUGGCAACUGGCGACCGCACGGUAUUCGGUCGCAUCGCUGCUUUGACAAACGAGCCUAAAUCCAAGAUGACUACAUUGGAAAAGGAGGUUCUAUACUUCGUUAUCAUCAUCUGCUCGAUUAUGCUUACUAUGAUAACUAUCGUGUUGAUUGUCUGGGGUGCAUGGCUGAAAAAGGUCCAUCCAGAUUGGAUCAACGUCCCGACACUGGUCGUCGACUGCGUUAGCGUAGCUAUCGCUUUCAUCCCCGAAGGUCUACCAAUCGCGUUAACAGCCGGCUUGACCAUCACCGCGAACCUGAUGCGGAAGCAUAAAGUUUUAUGCAAGUCAUUGAAGACAGUCGAGACCCUUGGUUCUGUCUCAGUGAUCUGCUCAGACAAGACAGGAACUCUUACCGAGAACCGAAUGACUGUUACUGAAUGUACUAUUGGAACCCACACUAUCACAAUCGAAGGGGCUGAAGACGAACUGGAAGGGAGCACGGCCCCAGCCAUCGCCGGCAUGGUGACAACAGGUGUAGGCCAAGUACGAGCUAUCGCUGGACUCUGCAACGCAGCUGAAUUCGAUGCCGCCACUAUGGAUUUACCUAUUGAGCAGCGUCGUGUUUUUGGCGAUGCGACCGAUCAGGCUGUCUUAAGAUUCUCUGAACGAUUCGGAUCCGUGCACCACAUGCGCCAAUGCUGGCAAAAGACGUACGAACUAGCGUUCAACAGUAAGAACAAAUUCAUGAUUCGAACGUUUUCCCUGUUUAGAAAAGAUUGUCUGAAAGCUACGUUGUCGGAGAGCGAAGCAGACAACUUCAAUAAGGGCGAUACUCUAUUAACCAUUAAAGGGGCUCCCGAUGUCCUAAUCGGCCGAUGUUCGUCGUUCGUUAAUAAUGCAGGAGAUGUACACCCCUUUGAUGAGGAAAUGCGGGUAACAUUUGAAAGAGUAAAAGACACAUAUAGCAGCCAAGGAAAACGAUGUCUUUUACUUGCCCGCAAGGUCAUACGGCAGGGUGAACUGCAGCAUCAGUCCGGGACGAGUCAAUUUGAAGACGAGAUAAUCGAACAGGCGAAAUCAGACUUAACUCUAGUUGGCCUUGUAGCUAUUGUCGAUCCUCUGCGCCCGGAAAUCCGUGAGGUGGUUUCUACAUUGCGCGGUGCUGGCAUAAGGGUGUUCAUGGUAACUGGCGACUUUGCUCUUACUGCCCUUGCUAUUGCUCAGGAUGCCGGUAUCAUUAGCAAUCCUACAUCCUUAGUCGACAAUGUUUCGUCGCUCCCCAGGGAGCAAGCAAGUAAUGGUAUCAAAUGCACAGACGCUCCUUCGUCAAUCCUCAUUAGCGGACCGGAGUUACUGAGCUUAAACGAGAACCAGUGGAAGGCUCUGACGGAGUAUGACGAAAUUGUUUUCGCUCGGACUACACCGGAGCAAAAGUUACGUAUCGUGAGGGAGUUUCAGACCAAUGGGGUUGUAGCAAUGACAGGCGAUGGCGUGAAUGAUGCGCCAUCUUUAAAAGCCGCUGAUGUUGGUAUUGCUCUUGGGAGUGGAUCCGACAUUGCGAUCGAAGCCGCGGAUAUGGUGCUUCUCGACUCUUUCUCUUCCGUCGUUGAAGCGGUUCAAUACGGUCGCGUGGUAUUCGAUAAUCUGAAGAAAGUCAUCUGCUACCUCUUACCCGCCGGUAGCUUCGCUGAAUUCUGGCCUGUCAUGACGAACGUCGUAUUCGGACUUCCCCAAAUCCUCUCAUCUUUUCUCAUGAUUAUCAUUUGUUGCUUCACUGACUGCGCUGCCGCAACGGUACUCUCGUACGAAAAACCGGAGGCUGACGUCUUGCUGCGAAAACCACGAAACGUUAAGAAGGACCGUUUGGUUAAUUGGCAACUCAUUAUUCAUGCCUACGGUGUUCUCGGAAUGAUCGAAACUAUCGCUUCUUUCGCGAUGGCUUAUUGGUAUCUAGAGAAGAAUGGUAUACCCUUUCGUGUGUUAUGGUUCUCUUUCGGGAACCUCCCGGAUUGGAUUGACCCAGACUACUAUGCCACCAAAUUAAAUGAAGCUUCUUCUAUUUACUUCGUCAAUCUAGUCGUCAUGCAAUGGUUCAAUUUGCUCGCCGUUCGUACGCGACGAUGGAGCAUAUUUCAGCAUCCUCCCGCCUUCAACAAGACCACUCAAAACCUUUAUCUUUUCCCAGCGAUCGCAUUCGCCCUGUCCAUGGCCGUUCUCUGGCUGUAUAUUCCACAGCUCCAGUCGGUUUUGGGCACAUCCCCGGUCCCUGUGGAACAUUGGUUCUUGCCUUUUGCUUUUGGCCUGUUCAUUAUGUUAUUUGACGAAGGGCGCAAAUUUCUCGUGCGAAGAUAUCCUAACGGAAUAGCCGCAAAAUUAGCCUGGUAA
This is a messenger RNA of Hypoxylon trugodes, 3168 nucleotides long. RefSeq names its product calcium ATPase. Gene Ontology annotation, biological process: intracellular sodium ion homeostasis; proton transmembrane transport; intracellular potassium ion homeostasis. NCBI's taxonomy places the organism in Eukaryota, Fungi, Ascomycota, Sordariomycetes, Xylariales, Hypoxylaceae. Bases 1 to 3168 code for a protein of 1055 amino acids. The transcript has 10 exons. Gene Ontology annotation, cellular component: membrane. The record is from RefSeq and is a predicted model, not a curated record. Gene Ontology annotation, molecular function: ATP hydrolysis activity; P-type sodium:potassium-exchanging transporter activity; ATP binding.